AUGGUGAAGGUUAAAGACUGCCUGCUGCUGCUGCUGCUGCUGCUGCUGGCCGAGCUGAGCUGUGCCCAGUACGAGCCCUGGCCGUACCUGCCUGGCUACCCCGAGCCACCCCCACAGGUGUUCCAGCCCCCCCAGAGAGACCCGAACGUCCCCAAAAUCCAGCUGAGGCUGGCAGGGCAGAAGAGGAAGCACAACGAGGGCAGGGUGGAGGUGUUCUACGGCGGGGAGUGGGGCACGGUGUGCGACGACGACUUCUCCAUCCACGCUGCCCACGUGGCCUGCAGGGAGCUGGGAUAUGUGGAGGCUGUGUCCUGGCUGCCCGGCUCCAAGUAUGGAAAAGGAGAAGGGAAGAUCUGGCUGGACAACGUGCACUGCACGGGCAGGGAGAGCAGCCUGGCCGCCUGCAGCUCCAAUGGUUGGGGCGUCAGCGACUGCAAGCACAGCGAGGACGUGGGCGUGGUGUGCAGCGAGAAGAGGAUCCCCGGCUUCAAGUUUGACAACUCCCUCGUUAAUCAGAUCGAGAACCUGCACAUCCAGGUGGAGGACAUCCGCAUCCGCGCCAUCCUGGCCACCUACCGCAAGCGCGUGCCGGUCACCGAGGGCUACGUGGAGGUGAAGGACGAGGGCAGCUGGAAGCAGAUCUGUGACAAGCACUGGACCAUGAAGAAUUCGCGGGUGGUGUGCGGGAUGUUCGGCUUCCCCAGCGAGAGGAAAUACAACACCAACGUCUACAAGAUGUUUGCCAGCAGGAGGAAGCAGCACUACUGGCCGUACUCCAUGGACUGCAGCGGCAGCGAGGCUCACAUUUCCAGCUGCCGCCUGGGCUCUCACUCGGGGGGCUCGGGCCACAACAGCAGCUGUGACAGUGGCAUGCCAGCCGUGGUCAGCUGCGUGCCCGGCAGAGCCUUCGCCCCCAGUAGCCACAGCGGCUUCCGAAAAGCCUUCAGGCAGGAGCAGCCCCUGGUGAGGCUGAAAGGAGGAGCCAACACGGGCGAGGGCCGGGUGGAGGUGCUCAGGAACGGCGAGUGGGGCACGGUGUGCGACGACAGCUGGAACCUGGUGUCUGCCAGCGUGGUGUGCCGAGAGCUGGGCUUUGGCAGCGCCAAGGAGGCCAUCACGGGGGCCAGGCUGGGCCAAGGAAUGGGUCCCAUCCACCUGAACGAGAUCGACUGCACGGGCUUUGAGAAGUCGGUCACGGAUUGCAAGUUCAACACCGAGUCCCAGGGCUGCAACCACGAGGAAGAUGCUGCUGUGAGGUGCAACGUGCCAGCCAUGGGCUUCCAGAACCAGCUUCGCCUGAGCGGGGGCCGCAACCCCUACGAGGGUCGUGUGGAGGUGCUGGCUGAGCACAACGGGACCCUGAGGUGGGGCACGGUCUGCAGCCACAACUGGGGCACCGUGGAGGCCAUGGUGGUGUGCAGGCAACUGGGGCUGGGCUUUGCCAGCCACGCCUUCCAGGAAACGUGGUACUGGCACGGGGACGUGAGCGCCGACGACGUGGUGAUGAGCGGGGUGAAGUGCUCGGGGACAGAGAUGUCCCUGUCCCACUGCCGGCACGACGGGGCCCGCGUGUCCUGCCCCAGGGGAGGGGGACGCUUCGGGGCCGGCGUGUCCUGCUCGGAGACCGCCCCUGACCUGGUGCUGAACGCGGAGCUGGUGGAGCAGACGGCGUACCUGGAGGACAGGCCCAUGUUCCUGCUGCAGUGUGCCCUGGAGGAGAACUGCCUGGCCAGCUCAGCCCACAACACCUCGCUGGCCUCGGGCUACCGGCGCCUGCUGCGCUUCUCCUCCCAGAUCCACAACAACGGCCAGUCCGACUUCAGACCCAAGAACGGGCGGCACGCCUGGGUGUGGCACGACUGUCACCGUUCAUCCCCUAAACGCAUCAUUUUUCAAGGAAUUAAGACAGUUUUGAAUGUGCAGAAGCAGUACGAGUGUGCCAAUUUUGGGGAGCAGGGGAUCACGGUUGGCUGCUGGGACGUUUAUCGGCACGACAUCGACUGCCAGUGGAUCGACAUCACCGACGUCCCCCCCGGGGAUUACCUCUUCCAGGUCGUGAUCAACCCCAACUACGAGGUGGCAGAGUCGGAUUAUUCCAACAACGUCAUGAAAUGCCGGAGCCGCUACGACGGGCAGCGCAUCUGGAUGUACAACUGCCACAUAGGCGGUUCCUUCAGCGACGAGACGGAGCAGAAGUUCGAUCAUUUCAGGGGACUCACAAAUAACAACGUGUCUGCCCGGUAAAAUUCCCACUAAUUUAAGGAAGGGCAGGAUUCCCGCUCCGGCCCUUCCCGAACCACUGCACCCCCAGGACAUGGAGCCUCAAGAGAACUGGGAAUUUCCAGGUGGAUUAUUCCCGAAAAGAAGCCUCUUCCCUUUCCCGGUUUUAGGUGCUCGGGCCACCCCUCGGUGCCUCCUGCAAUUCCAGCUCUCCUCGGCAUUCCAAAAGAUUUCUUCCCCUCGCUCAGGUUGGGUGCCAGC
Messenger RNA from Sturnus vulgaris (Common starling), 2481 nucleotides. Lineage: Eukaryota; Metazoa; Chordata; Aves; Passeriformes; Sturnidae. The record is from RefSeq and is a predicted model, not a curated record.